CGAGAAAUACGAAGCAGUUAUGGUUCUCAGUGGAGUGGGGAUGCUCUAGGUUAUAAGAAUGGUUUGUGGGAAUUCUGUUACAGAGGUACUCAAAUUCAUGAAGAACUAGAAAACUCGGAGGACUUGAUAAAAUUGACAUUAAAGGAUGGAGGGUUAGUGACGACACUGUACUACACAUUGCUACAGCAGAAGUGUUGGUUUCUGAAUGGACAACAACGGAAGAGUUAUUGAGCAUUAUGGCUACAAAGUACAAGAAGACAUGUGCCGAGGAUAUGUGGGAAAGAGCUCCUGCUCAGACCACAACAAAGGCAUGUUUCAUGUUACAACCUCUUGAGGAAAAAGGUUACAUUAUACCAUUUAAUGAACGAGGUGGAGGAUGUGGUGCAGCUAUGAGAUCCAUGUGUAUAGGUUUGAUGUUUCCUUGUGAAGAUCAAAUUGAAAUGUUAAUUGAAAUUGCUGUUGAAAGUGGAAGGAUGACUCAUAAUCACCCCACAGAUGUUUUAUCUUCAACUCUUCCUUUGAUUAUUUACUUGAACAAGCCAUUACCAUGAAUGUUUCAUAUCCUUUUAUCUAAUAUCAAUUUAUAAAUUAAAUAAAAGAAGGUUGACUUUAGGUUUGCAUAAGUCUAUGCAAUCCAUCAUUUUCUAGAACCACAUCUCAAAUGCCUCCAUCCUUCUAACAUUGCUCACUUUAAAUGACCAUAUCUUUGAUCCAUCCCUUUUAUCGCUUUUCCACAUUUCCAAAUUUCUGUC
Messenger RNA from Xenia sp. Carnegie-2017, 752 nucleotides. RefSeq names its product protein ADP-ribosylarginine hydrolase-like. The transcript is spliced from 2 exons. NCBI's taxonomy places the organism in Eukaryota, Metazoa, Cnidaria, Anthozoa, Malacalcyonacea, Xeniidae. The record is from RefSeq and is a predicted model, not a curated record. Bases 237 to 551 code for a protein of 104 amino acids.